AUGUAUAGAAGUUAGAGGUUGAGAAUGAAAUCAUAAAAUCAUUUAUCUAUUUCUCCUCCCAUCAUCAAAAGAAGGUUAAGAAAUAAGAAUGAGUACAGCGAAAUUAUAGAGCCCACCGAUAAAAAGAAAUAGCAUCUCUUAUAAGAUAUUGCAGCGACCAAAUAAAAGAGCUUGACCAAUUUCGCCUUGACAGUUACACCGAAAUAUGCUUAAGAGAGAGAUUAUGAUGAUGAUGAGGAUAUUCUAUUUCAUGUAAUCCCCUCUAUUAAUCUUAUAGUCUAAAGGUAAAAAAAGACCUUGGUCGGAGUAAGAGGAUAAUUUGCUUAUCAAAUUGGUAUAAAUGCAUGGUCCACAGAAAUGGACAUUCAUUGCUGAGCACUUACCUGGAAGAAUUGGCAAAUAAUGCAGAGAGCGUUGGCAUAAUCAUUUGAAUCCAUAAAUCAAGAAAUCACAUUGGGGUGAUUAUGAGGAAUGGAUUCUCUUCCUAUCACAUAGAGUGAUGGGUAAUAGAUGGGCUGAGAUGGCUAAAUAAUUAAUUGGGCGAACAGAUAAUUCCAUUAAAAAUCAUUGGAAUUCAGCUAUGAAAAAACGUAUCCCUGAAAUGGAGGAGAGAUUGAAGGAUAUUCGCAAAAGAGGAGGUAAAUAGAUAUAAAUAAUUUUGAGGCAUGUCCAAUUCAGAAUUAAUGAACUCUUUUACUUCUCUUGAAAGAUAACUAUUACAAAAACUGCUAUCAUCUUAAUAGAAUGGAUAAAUGACACCUAGAUCCUAUUCUCCCAAUAAUAUCCCUAGAAGAAGAACCAAUAAACAAUAAAACUAUUUAAAUCCUAACUCAGUAAAUUCUUAUAUUUCUAAAAUGAUGAAUGAAAUCAAAAUUGACGGAGUUGAGAGUUUUAAUAUGGAAAAUAAAAUGCUAAAGAAAACCGCUAAAAUUGCAGAUUCCAUUUUUUGGAAUGAAGACAAGGUAGAUGAUAUCUAAAAUAAUUUAUACGAGUAUAUUCAAGAAAAAGUUGGUGCUCAUGGAUAUGACCAGGAUGAAAAAGUAGACAGAUGGAUAAAAAACUUUUGGAUUAUGUGUUAAGACGUUUUUACUGUUUCAGUUAUUAAAGACUUUUUAUCACAAAGACCCUCCUUUUACUAUAAUUAUUUGCAUAAAUACAAGUAGGACAGCGCAAAUCAAGUUUCGAAGAAUUUAAGUAGAAUUUAUGAAUAAACCAAUAAUAGUGAUGAAUAUUAAUUGCCUUCUCUGAAUCAAUUCAAAACUCCCUUGAAAGAAAAGGUUGAUCCACAUCAACAUAAUAAUAGUAAUAAUAACAAUAACAAUGCAAACAAUGAUACCAACAGUCCCAGCAAUCUCUGCUUAGAAGUAAAAUAUGACGAUCACUUUCAACAUCAAAUUGAAUCGCCCUCCAAAUUACUAAAUCUACUUACUCCUAAACAUUAGGCUAUGCAUUAAUCGAAUAAGAAAACACCAAAUCUCAAAUCAGAAAACAAAAGCUUUAUUUAGCAUUCUUAAUUUAAAGAUAAUUUAAGUUUGAGCAAACUAAAAUUUGAAACUACUCCACUUAAAAAAAAUUCAGCUUUCAAAUUUUAUAAUAAAUUACAAUAACAUUAGUAGUAGUAGUAGUAGCUUUGA
This is a messenger RNA of Paramecium octaurelia, 1634 nucleotides long. The record is from the annotation of a GenBank genome assembly. Lineage: Eukaryota; Ciliophora; Oligohymenophorea; Peniculida; Parameciidae.